Molecule: messenger RNA, 6324 nt
Organism: Aspergillus calidoustus
Lineage: Eukaryota; Fungi; Ascomycota; Eurotiomycetes; Eurotiales; Aspergillaceae
Source: the annotation of a GenBank genome assembly
AUGUCCAUCUUCCUACCUUGGUUGUUCCAGAAGCGUAUGCUCAAAUACGUCCUAUCCCGUCUAGAGCUCAUCGACACCGAAGCUCUAGAUCUCGAUAGCUUAGGGAUCCAGUGGGGACAGCGAAGCACAGUCGAGCUCCGAGAUGUCGGAUUGCACCUCGAAAAAAUAGCCGCACUCCUUCGCCUUCCAGCGUCAAGUGAACUGCUACGUGCCCGGAUUCGCUUGCUCCGAAUCACCGUCCCUGCCGAUAUUCACAGCAGCCCGAUCAUCUGCGAGAUCGGCGGUAUCGAUGUGCACUUGAGGUUACCUUCAGAGGACGAAGUUGGAGCUGUAAAAAAUGGCAUUUUUGGUGGCCACGAACCGGAUCAUGACACUAUUCUGCCGAGCCCGGCGGAUUUGGCCGAGUCGUUUCUACAAACUGAACCAAAAGAGGAGAAAGAGGAGCUGGAAGCCGCCAUUUCAUCACAAUCCCAGAUGCUACACCAUAGUUCAGCGUCGACGGAUGAAUAUGGCAACGACGAUAUCGGGCUCGGAGAAGAAACACUAUCAUUGCCUACUUUCGUCGCGGACUUUCUGAGGGGUAUUGCGGAUCGCCUGCAGGUUCGGGUUGAUGACAUCGCCAUACGACUUGAUGUAGAGACAAAACAAGAGGGCCCUUCCAAGAGGCAGCCUGAAGAGAAGCCUGAUCUGAUUACAGGGCUCUUAACUAUCCGUCAGAUCAGCGUAGGAGCUGUUGCCACAGCUUCCGCUCCCGAUGCACACUCACUGCACAUUGGCAAGAGACCGAUAUCUUUCUCCGACAUUAACCUCGCCCUUGUCUCUGAGCCAAUAGUAUUCUCGAACUAUUCUCGAUUCACUGCCCCGGUAUCGCCUACGACUCCUUUGCAUCCGAAACAAAGCCAACCUUCGAGCCCUGCAUCGUCAAUACCACCCCCGCCGUCAUCCGUAUCUAGCUCCGGUCAUGCCAUGAUGGAUUCGACUAUCUUUGAGCCCUCCCAGCAUUUCAUACCGACGAGCGCGAACGAGUGCGCCGCGUCUAGGCUUGAAGAGUCCACUUAUACCCACGAUGGCAGGUUUUCUGAUGCAGAUACAGAGGAGACUAGAAGCUACGGAUAUCUUGAGCAAUCCCAGAAUCUGUCAGAGGAUGAAAGGUUGUUAGAUAACCCAGGAUACCUCGAUUCUGUGAUCGGUUCUCAACUUCAAGACGGUGAUCUCGACGACCUAGAUGGGCUUCUAUUUGACGACACCAAUCAUCUUGACACCGAUGAAAGUACACCUCGGUUGCAAGGCUCAAUGUCACAGACUCCAGACGUCCAAAACAUGCUUCCGGGGUCCAGCACUACGCCGAUUGUGGCUGCUUCAGAACCAAAUGUGCGCGAGCAUCGAAGUCAAUUUUCCCACGAUAGCUCUGUUCCCGAUGCUAGAGAAUAUAAUCCUCCAUCAUCAUUGCCUAGUUUACCUCCGCGGCACCCAGAGAGCACUACAGAAGAUGAUUUGGGGCCACCACUAUCCAUACCGAUUCCCCCACCAGACACUACGAGCUCGGAUUCUGCCUCCAGUUCUUUCAACGCCGAUCUCUCCGAAUCGAAAUUGUUCUCCAACGAGGAAGCCCAGAGCAUGUACAUGAGUGCUAUAAGUCAUGGUUCUACCUCAAGGAGUUUCGUUCCAAAUAUGCCUGGCGCCUGGGACUCCCCUGGAUCCCCAGUAGAUCGCGGAAGAGUUCCCCCUCUCCAUUCCUCAGGGUCAAGCGCAAUCCGUCACAGUGAGGAUGAAACGAGAAUACCAACACCUAAGCCUUCAUACAAUGAACACCCGUACUCGCUGGGCCAUGCAGCUCUCAGUGACGUACAGGAAUCACAAGGUGAUCCAGCUGGCGGACACUCAUUUCACUCCUCAGCCGACUCUAACGGGAUUACGGACGUGGCAAAACGUUUCCUCAACGUCGACCGAAUCACAAUCUGGAUACCCUCGGCCAAACCUGACAAGCAGCGAAAAGACAAUAAGAAAGAUGACAAGAAGCGGGUUCCGCUGGACACUAGAGGCGACAACCCUAAAAACUCAAUCAUCCACUCGAGGUUUUCUUCCUCCUUUCGAGCUCGCAGUGACUCGACUGACCUGGCUUUCGCCGUUGAGAAUGCUGAUAUAAAGCCGGAUCCCAACCCAAAUAUAGGGUCAGAUGCCGGGAACAAUGAUAUCGCAGUUGAGGUCUCGUCUGUAGAGAUCCAACUCGAUAUAGCCCUUGGUUGGCUACUUUCCAAGUACGGCCAAAGACUUCUCCAGGCCUUUGGCGGGAGUGGCCAAGCGAGCGCCGCCGAAGGUCCCACUGGGAAACCUCCUCAGGACCCUAAAGAUGUCAAUCUUACUCUGGGUAAAUUCUCUAUUAAGUUUGUCGAGCAUGUUCCUGGAAACCCUUAUCCUCCAGGGAGUCAAGAAGAACACCACAACUCCUUCCUCAAUUUCUUACAUGAUGAUAUCAUCCUGCAGACUACGGCAUUGGGUGUAAAGAGCCGUUUUUCCAGUGGUGGGGACACAACACAGCUUUCGGUCGAGAUCUCCAAAUUCACACUUGGUUUUGCGUCUGAAGACCUGGUUUCGUUCAAUGAAGACUUGAAAAUGCGAGAGUCUACUAGAGAUAUCCUAUCGCCCGUCGGUGCGGAUAUCUCACUUUCGUUAAAUAAGUCUCCAGACUCGGCGAGACUCACCAUCGCCACACUCCCACUCAAUAUCAAUAUAAACAUCCAGCGGCUAGAGGAACUUCUGGGUUGGUUUGGAGGCUUGAGCACGAUCCUGGAACUCGGCAACUCGAUGUCUUCCCUUUCCGGCGGUAAGGGACAGAAAAAAGAAGUACCAAAGCGACCUCGCGGUGUCCAUUUUGAGGGCUCCCCUCCACCGAAGGCAACAAUAUCUCAAACCGACGCUGCACCUGACGCUACACCUUGGAAAGUCAACGCUAGGCUUGGUGGUAUUUCGUUGAAAGUAGUAGGAGAGAGCCAUCAUCUCACGCUGCAGACGACUGCUGCCAAAAUAGUCAGCAGAUUCGAGGGCAUAGCACUUCAGAUUGACAAGGCAAAGCUUUGCGGGCCCUUGGCUUUUGAUGACUAUAGGGAUGCACCAGCAAAGAUCAGCCUAAACAAUAUUCGACUGGAAUACCUGUUUACUCCGAAAGAGCCUGAUCUAGAUCGACUCCUCGCUCUAAUUACCCCAUCCAAAGACAAAUAUGACGAAGAUGAUGAUAUUAUGAUAGACACUCUUUUCAGACAACGAAAGCAAGGGUCUGUCCUCCGUGUCACAGUUGCUGGGGCCAAAGUCGUUGUCUCCCGCAUACCCGGCCUGGAGCCACUUCAGCAACUAGGGGAAGAACUAAGCAGACUGUCUACCGUUACAAAAUAUUUGCCUGAAGAUGAUCGGCCAGGCAUCUUGACCCUGUUGCUGAUCCGAGAGGCUGAAGCUCGCUUGCACGUCGGUGGCAAGAUUGGCACUGUCACCGCAACGCUUGAGGAUGCGGAAGCAGCGCACAUCAGCAUCCCGUCCCUAGUAGCAGCUCAGGUAGGGUCAAUCCGACUUGUGAGGAACGACAACGAGGAGCUUAUCGGCCAAGCACUGCCAUCUGCCCUUGAACAAACUCGCAUUCCAGUUCUGAUGGCCCGUUUCAUCGCCGAUGAAAUGGACCCGACGAUUAAGAUCAAACUACAUAACCUGCGAGUCGAGUAUACCAUUCCUUCUAUCGUAGCAUUCCUCGGCAUAAGCGAUGAAAUGUCCUCAGGAGAUGUUGCUGCCAACAUGGCCUCGUCUUUGGCGAAUCUUGCGGAGCUGCAGUCGCAGUCAGAAGAAGCCCAAUCUACAAACCAGGAAACAAGCCCUACUCCAGUCAAGCCUACCAAGCUGACAGUCGCUAUGCGGGACUGUAUCCUCGGUCUCAACCCUCGUGGGACUGUUGCUAGAGGCCUUUUCGUCUUGACUAACGCGAGUUUCUGCGGCACUAUACACGAUCCUUCAUCAUCGGAAGCCACGUUAGAUCUUCGAAAAGCGUCUAUCAUGAUUAUUGACGAUGCAAGCCACACUGAAGAGGAGAAUAAUCCGCCCCGGCGGCGGGUACCCUCCUCCCAGAGCAGCCAAGUCCAGUCUUUGAUGGAUAUGGGAUACGUCUCCGUCUCGUCGAUAUCUGCAGCCACAGCCACUGUAAAGAUAGUGCGUCUGGGUGACGAUGGCACAAAGUCGCUUGAUGUUGAACUUAGGGACGACCUGUUAAUCCUCGAAACCUGUGCUGACUCCACACAAACGCUUAUCAGCAUAAUGAACGGGCUCCAGCCUCCGACUCCUCCGAGCGUUGUGACCAAGUAUCGCACUGAGGUUAUGCCAAUCGACGAUAUGCUGGCGUCCUUUACUGGAGACGCGUUUACGGCGGAUUGGCCGGAAGGCAGUGCAGCGACUGUUGAUAAGGCUGAAAUUCCUGAGAGUGAUGAGCUUGAAUACGUGAGCGAUUUCUAUCCUGUGACGCCGAGCCUUCAGCAUGAUUCUUCCAAUGAGGGCUUGGCACUGCCAGGGUCGAAUGAGCUGGUCGAUAGCUUUCACUCGAAUUACCACGUGUCGUCUAGUGUUUCAGAGCUUGACUUCCGGGAAGACCACUUCACACAGCAAUCUUCAGUGGGAGGUACAGCACACAGGUGGGAUUCCACUCAAAACACAUAUGGCCUCUCAGAUGAUUCGAAGCUCCAGAAGAGUCCACUGAGAGUCAGAGUACGCGACGCCCAUGUCAUUUGGAAUCUCUUUGAUGGAUACGACUGGCAACGAACCAGGGAUACAAUCUCCAAAGCUGUCAAGGAUGUAGAGAGGAAGGCUACGGAGCGCCGUGGAAGAGGAGGAAGCAGAGCAUCUCCAGGAUUUGAAGAAGAAAAGGAAGACGUCAUUGGAGACUUUCUAUUUAAUUCGAUCUACAUCGGAAUACCUGCCAAUAAGGAUCCGAGUGAUCUUCGUGGCGAUAUCAAUCGCAACAUUGACGAUCUUGCCAGCGAGACUGGCAGCUAUGCAACGACAAGUACGGCUACCACGAUCCGGCCAAACCACUCGCCUAGCCUUAGAGGGAAGAAGCUGCGCCUGUCACGAAGCAAGUAUCAUAAGAUGACCUUUGAACUAAAGGGCAUCAGUGCAGACCUCGUCGUUUUCCCGCCCGAUUCAGGCGAGACGCAAAACUCGCUGGACAUCCGGGUAAAAGACCUUGAAAUCUUUGACCACGUACCAACUUCUACAUGGAAGAAAUUCGCCACCUAUAUGCAUGAGGCUGGAGAAAAGGAGAGUGGGACCAGUAUGCUACAUCUUGAGAUCUUGACUGUCCGACCUGUUCCAGACCUUGCUGCUUCGGAAAUUGUUCUCAAGGCGACAUUACUCCCUCUUCGUCUCCACGUUGACCAGGACGCUCUGGACUUCCUCAGCCGAUUCUUUGAGUUCAGAGAUGAUUCGGCACCCGCUCCUCCAGGGCCUCCUCAAGACGUGCCGUUCCUGCAGCGUGUGGAGAUUAACGCAGUCCCGGUCAAGCUCGACUUCAAGCCCAAGCGGGUCGACUACGCUGGACUUCGGUCUGGCCGCACCACCGAAUUCAUGAAUUUCUUUGUUCUAGAUGAGGCUAAUAUGGUGAUGCGACACGUCAUCAUAUAUGGAGUAUCCGGAUUCGACAAGCUCGGACAAAUGCUCAACGACAUUUGGAUGCCAGAUAUCAAGCGGAACCAGCUACCCAGUGUUUUGUCGGGACUCGCCCCGCUCAGGUCCCUAGUUAAUGUCGGAAGCGGCGUGAAAGAUCUCGUCGCAGUACCAAUGCGUGAGUACCGAAAGGACGGCCGUAUUGUACGCAGCAUCCAGAAGGGCGCGUUCGCUUUCGCCAAAACCACGUCCAAUGAGCUCGUCAAGCUGGGCGCCAAGCUUGCCCUCGGCACGCAGAAUGUGCUACAAGGUGCAGAGGAACUUCUCACCACGCCGGCGGGCCUGCCAUUGGGAGAUGAGGAAGACGACGGCGACGACGAAGGAGCCAAGAAGAUCUCGCUCUAUGCAGAUCAGCCGGUCGGAGUCGUACAAGGUCUUCGAGGAGCGCUCAGGGGAUUGGAGCGCGACCUGCUCCUGACGCGAGAUGCGAUCAUCGCCGUUCCCGGAGAGGUAGCGGAGAGUGGCAGCGCUAAGGCUGCUGCAAAGGCGGUUUUGAAACGAACGCCGACGGUUAUCCUUCGGCCAGCGAUUGGUGUCUCCAAGGCUGUAGGACAAACGUUACUGGGAGCCGGGAACUCAUUGGACCCCAGCAAUCGCCGCAGAGUGGAAGAUAAAUAUAAACGGCAUUAG